AUGUCUUACCUACAACUGCGUCUUGUGGCUUUAGUAAACCGUCUUUGGUUUGAAGUGUGUGUGAACCAGUACGGGGCUUUAAGAAGAUACGAAUCGAUAGUACGGGCUUCAAACCAAUCACGCCUUUUCCGCUGCCACAAUCUUGAUGCAUUUUACCUAAGAUCGACCUCAGCCCUACGAACAGGGCUUGUUGAGGGACUCGUACGAACCAACCCCAAGACAAUAGAACACCACUGCAGCUCUGCGGCUGAGGACGAAGCGAGGGUAAGGUAUGAUGUUGUUGCUUGGCAUUAA
Molecule: messenger RNA, 294 nt
Organism: Podospora pseudocomata
Lineage: Eukaryota; Fungi; Ascomycota; Sordariomycetes; Sordariales; Podosporaceae
Exons: 2
Coding region: 1-294 (97 amino acids)
Source: RefSeq, a predicted model, not a curated record